This is a messenger RNA of Dermatophagoides pteronyssinus (European house dust mite), 477 nucleotides long. RefSeq names its product DNA repair protein RAD5A-like. Lineage: Eukaryota; Metazoa; Arthropoda; Arachnida; Sarcoptiformes; Pyroglyphidae. The record is from RefSeq and is a predicted model, not a curated record.
GGCAUCCUGGCAGACGAGAUGGGGCUCGGCAAAACUGUCCAACUGCUAAGCGUGAUUUUCACUUCGUCAACGCAGGGCGAUCAGGUGUUGCAGAAAAUUCACUGGCGGCGCAUCAUUUUCGACGAAGCGCACGAAGUGAAAAACGCCGCCACUCGGAAAACCAGGUCGGUCCGCGACCUAGUCAGCGACAUCCGUUGGUUCGUCAGCGGAACGCCGCUGCAGAACAACCUGAAGGAGUUUCUCAAUACCGCGGACGAGUCGUUGGUUCUGCUCUGCACCUACACUGCCGCCGCGGUGGGGAUCACCUUGACCGCCGCGAACCAUGUGGUGCUCGCGGACCCGUGGUGGAACCCGUUUUUGGAAGACCAGGCGAUCGACCGCGUGCACCGAAUCGGGCAGACCCGCGAGGUGCACGUCAAAAAGAGACCAUCAACCAGCAGCUUGAAGCAUUCAACGUCUUUUUGGUCUGCAUCCUAG